CGAGCAUGGCUCUCGGUGCUAGCCACAGUGGCUGACAGGCCAGAUGCUUUAGACGGAACUUCAUCUCUCGUCUUGAUCGGCCCGUAUGAAGGACGCAAAAUAACGCAAAUGCUGUGCAAUACCACCUUGGGCCUUUGGAAUGGUUCAGCGCGCAGUUGCGACAGAAGUGGCCCACUGCACGGUGCAUGCUCUAUAUAUCCCACUCGACCGUGACUCUGCACGCCUCGGCAUGGCAAUCAACACCCCUCGAAUUCCUCGCGACGUCUAUGCAGAUACAACAUCGCACGUUCUGGUCCACCGCUUCCCGGUGUACGGUCAUCUGCUGAGUGCCCUCCCCCUCCGACUCCGAUCUCCGUCCGGCCUAUCCGACUCGAUUGGAACCAAGUCACCCGAUUUCCUGGCAGCUUGGUGAAGCUUUGCGCGCAUGAAGGUCCUCUAGACGCGUCGCAGUCUCCCUGCGGCAGGAUGUGUGUCUGUCUUUGUGUGGCGCUGGGCGAGAAACAUGAGACGGCUUGGCUUUCCGGAUGAUCCCCACGUGCGCUGAUGCAUUGCGCCCCUGCUCUCUGGGCUCUCGCCAGGCUACUUGAUCUCAAACGAACCCGGAGGCGACGCGAUGGUUGCUGUCGACUUCUCUCUCGCUUGGCGUGCGGCACUUGUGCUUCCUCAUGACUCAUGAGCGACUGCGUUUCGACUUGCUGUGGCUGAUAUCGCCAAAUCUGCGCUAGAAUGUCAACGGCGGCUCCAGCAGAGCUGAAUGGAUGGACCACUCUUGGUGACGUGUGCAUGCACAAUCAACGUCUCGUUUGCUGUAUCCAUUGGGCAACGAGUCCUUGUGUUACUGAAUGAGGAUGACCAUGGUGGACGUGCACAGGAGUCGCUGGCUUCCUUGUACGGAGUUUCAAAACAUCGCAACGAGAAUGUCCCCUCUGCCCUCGAGACAAUCCGGCAGCGCUGCGAACACCAGCGCAUGCCCAACGGCGACGCGUUACAUCACAGCGGUCCCAGCCGCGAAUCUUAUACAAAGAGAUGGCAGGUGAAGGCGAAGCCGCCUUUCCAGUCAUGCUAUGUGCCUGGAUGCACCUGAAUGUGCUCUGACAUCACAGUGGCCCCUGAUCGGGCGAGAAAGCGGAGGAGGAGUAGGGGUCCGGAAUCGGCAAGGCCCCGUCGCGUUGUGCGCGAGGCGGAAUCUCACGGCAAAUCCCUGGUACAUAUCCGCGCUGUCGAGUGUAUGGAGCUCCACCAGACAGCUGUCGCGGAUGAGAACUAACGCGACACACACAAGGACAACUCGCAGUCCACAGCUAUCAUUCCAAAAACGGCAAAUCAGAAGGCGGUGUCGCUUGUACACAGCCGGGUGCACCCACUGACAUAUGCAGAUCAUGAAGCCCUGACGGUCUCGACUCUGGAGGCGGCUCAUGUAUGAAACGCCUAUCAGGCGCAAAUGAUCUUGAAACCCAAGCCAAGAGAGAGAGCCUGUGAUUCCGGUCGUGGGCAACCGUAUGCCACAGUCGCUGAUCUGGGCUUUGCAGCCUUUUGAGCCUCUCUGAGCCGACCUGGCUUGCUCGCGACCAUACUACGUCCAGCUGCGUAGCAUAAAGUUUGGCUUGCGCAGAUACGCCUGCGGCUGAUGUGCCGCCCCGUGCGACAGCUUCCAGUCGUCCAACCUUGUCUUGGCGAACGCGCCGAUGGAGAAUUUUCGGUCUGAUUGCCCGUUUGCACUCCCGUGAAUUGAUAUACUCGAGUAUACCUACCCCCCUCCUUGGACGCCGGACCUUUUUUUUUUUCAAAUUCACUCCACUCGCGAAUGAUUCUACGACGGGCGUCUCUGUUGAGGCCCCUCCUCGCGCUAUUCAUCGCAUCCUCGCUCGUGCUCUGGCUGUACAUCUGGGUCUUUGAUCCGCUGGCGAAACACGAGUGGUGGCGGAAAUUCAAGCUCGGGUGGACGUCGCCCGAUGCCGAGUUUGCGUUCGUGCAGCACCCCGAGGCGGCUGCGUUGGGGCAUCCCACGUUUGAGGAUGCGCGGAGGCACGAGUGGGACUUGCCGCAACACCAUCUCGCGCGUCUCGGCGCGAAGGCUGGUCCGAGACCCAAAUAUCUGUUUUUUAGCGCUGCGUCGUGGGGAUCUGGCUGGAACAAUGUUUUGCAGGAGCAGCUGAUAAACGCGCACCUGGCGCACGCAACGGACCGCGCCUACGUGUUCCCGUCGUUCACUCCGCGCGACCACCCUCCAUUUCCGGACAUUGUCGAUGACGGGGAGGGCCAGUCCCACCGCCGGUUCCUGGAGAUCCCGUUCACAGCGAUGUUGGCGGGCGCGAUUGGGGGUGGGCCGCUGUCGGCGGAUGGCACGAGCGAUCCGCUGACACGGCGCUCGGUGUCGGAAGCGCACUGGGAUAUCGUGUGUCCCGUCUGGAGUCGGUAUUACAUCAACGUGAAAGACAUGCGCAAAGCUGAGCAUCACGAAGAACAUACGGACGCCGAGCAGAUCAUGGCUUACUGGGUGGACAAGCUCAGGAGGAUCAACACCCCGUGCGUCAGCCUCACGAAAUGGAGUGUCUUCGAUUACUUGCAAGUCGUCUUCGUGUUUCUCAUUUGGCUCCUUGCUGACUUGACGCGGCUCAGAAACAUCGGCGGACCGCAGAUUCUCAGCCUCUGGCCGACCGGCUACGGCGACUCACCGAUCCUCAAACACUUCGCCUGGUCCCCGCUCAUCACCCAAGCGCUCUCCGAAAACUGGGCGCUCCUCUCCAGCGUCCCCCCACCCCCAUCCCUCUCCACGGACCACUCGUCCGCAAACCCCUUCAUCCUCCACCCGCCCUACCCCGCCUCCUCUCCCUCAAUCCCGCACCUCCUCGCAGUGCACGUCCGCCGCGGGGACUACGAGGGCCACUGCCAGUUCCUCGCAGACGUCAACGCGCAGUACAACGCCUGGAACGCACUCGGCGAACCCGCACCCGCCCGGCCGAGCCCGCGCGCGGGCUUCCGCAGCGCGAUCCCGGCGAACUACACCUGGCCGCGCAUCCCGGACCACCUCGACGUCCGGGCCGGCGAGAGCGGCCGCGACGCGCGGGUGCGGCACUGCUGGCCGACGCUCGAGCAGAUCGUCGCGAAGGUGCGCGCCGUGCGGACGCGGGCACCUGGGCUGGAGCGCGUGUACGUCGCGACGGACGGCGAGCGGGCGUGGGUGGGCGCGCUGGCGGCGCGGCUCAAGCGGGAUGGGUGGCGGGAGGUGGUCAGCUCGUUUGAUGUGCGGCUGAGCAGGGAGCAGUUUGCGGUGUCGCAGGCGGUGGAUAUGAGCGUUUUGGCGGCGGCUGAGGAGUUUAUUGGAGAUGGGUUUUCGUCGCUCUCCAGUAACGUCGUGCAGAUCAGGUUGGCUGCCGGUAAGGACGCGCAGACCAUUCACUUUUGGUGAACGUCCGCAUCGUGUCUAUUAAUGACACUACCUACCGAUCUCAGUAGAGAUUUCUCGACCCGGUCUUCUAUCAGAGAGUCCUUGUUGAGCCAGUUGCAUCACGUGUUAGGAUUAUUCAUUUGAAUACACACGUGACCGCGUCUGAGACCCAAGUCAACAUCGCCCGUAGAUCUGCCCCCGCGGCGUGCUCACCAGGGGUGCAACUGUGAGGGUCAGUCAAGACUUACUAUGUGCACUAUCG
Mycena citricolor is the source of this 3650-nucleotide messenger RNA. Lineage: Eukaryota; Fungi; Basidiomycota; Agaricomycetes; Agaricales; Mycenaceae. The record is from the annotation of a GenBank genome assembly.